UCCCUCUGCUCUUCCUCUCGUCUUUACUAUGAAGGCAGUCCUCAGCGCAUGUCUCCUUUUUGGCCUCCUUUCUCCAGUGGCACUGCUGCAAUGCUAUUUCUGUCCGGGAGGGUUGUGUGAUACACCAGAAAUUGUGAACUGCACUGAUGACCAAGAUGCCUGUGUUUCAGCCAUAAAUAAGUUCAGAAUAGGUGAAAUUUAUCCAGGAUCCAACAUUCAUUCGAAGUAUUGUGGUAAAACUAGAGAAGACUGUGUGAACAAGCGAUUCAGCAUGCAUGUAGGAGAGGAUGCGAGCUAUCGUUCCCAUCUUGAGUGCUGCUGCCGUGACAACUGCAAUAAAGAAUUUCUCACUUUGUCAGAUCCUGUGAAACUUCCCCCCAAUGGGAUACAAUGCCCAUCCUGCAUUGCCUUCGGUGAGACCGAGUGCUCGGAAACCGAAAACAUUGCCUGUACUGGUGAGGAGACGAAAUGCAUUGUGGGAGCCAUGGUGGUGGAAACAGAUACUGAACAACAACCAAGUGAUAUAGCUUUCCAAGGUUGUGGAACGCCAAGCAUAUGCACUGCUAAAAUUUCAAAGGCACCUGUAUCCUCUAAUGAAAUGAAAUACACCGUGAAACGAAUUCAGUGCAUCAACAACACUGAAGUCAUAACAGUGUAAAUGGGAGGGUCCAAAUCCCUCCCUUCUUUGGAAUCCACCAUUCUUGGGGACCAAGUAAUUUGCACAUGGAAAGGCUGACAUUCAGGAUCUCGGGUUUCCUUCUCUGUAGUGGGUGGAGGUGCGGGGCACAAGUGGGGAGGGAGAGAAGACCUUGGGGUCUAGAGGCUGAAGCUUAUGUGCAGAAUAUAUUUUCACUGAAUCACAACCAAAAUGAU
Messenger RNA from Eublepharis macularius, 873 nucleotides. RefSeq names its product phospholipase A2 inhibitor gamma subunit B-like. NCBI's taxonomy places the organism in Eukaryota, Metazoa, Chordata, Lepidosauria, Squamata, Eublepharidae. The transcript has 5 exons. The record is from RefSeq and is a predicted model, not a curated record. The coding region runs from base 29 to 658 and encodes 209 amino acids.